Messenger RNA from Phytophthora sojae, 288 nucleotides. RefSeq lists its product as hypothetical. The transcript is spliced from 2 exons. The annotation marks the transcript as partial. The record is from RefSeq and is a predicted model, not a curated record. NCBI's taxonomy places the organism in Eukaryota, Oomycota, Peronosporomycetes, Peronosporales, Peronosporaceae.
UCAAUCCAGCAUGCGAUUGAAGAAGACGGGAUUCUUUCAUCUGAACGCGGCGAUGCCAAGCUGGCAGCUGUGUUCGACAUGGACCAAACGGACGUGUACAUUGACAUGGCCGGCAACACAACGAUCGACUUCGUUGGAAAUGCGACGAUGGACGUGCAGCAAGGUCCGGGGGGUCCGGUAUCUCACCAAAUAUGGAGCCCGGUGUUUGGCUCCCCCGGGGCUGAACAUACCGUCCAGAAGAAGGCUUUUUGCAACGAGGCCGUCAUGAUGGAGUGGAUCGAGCGUGUA